AUGUUUCGAAUCGCCCGUUCUGCCGCGAGAACUCUCACCACUUCCGCUCGAACUCCCAAGCAAGUGUUCGUGCGAGAUGCGCUCAACAUGGCUAUGGACGAGGAAAUGGAACGAGAUGAAGGCGUCGUUCUGAUCGGCGAGGAAGUCGCCCAGUAUGAUGGUGCCUAUAAGGUUUCUCGAGGUCUCCUUGGCAAGUACGGAGAAAACCGAGUCAUCGACACUCCAAUUACCGAGAUGGGUUUCGCCGGUAUGGCCGUCGGAGCUGCCUUCGGUGGCCGAGGAAUGAAGCCCAUUUGCGAGUUCAUGACCUUCAACUUCUCCAUGCAGGCCAUCGAUCAGGUCGUCAACAGUGCUGCCAAGACUCUUUACAUGUCCGCUGGUCGAUGCGAAUGCCCAAUGGUUUUCCGAGGACCUAACGGAGCCGCACUCGGUGUUGCUGCUCAGCAUUCUCAGUGCUUUGCCGCUUGGUAUUCUUCUGUCCCUGGUCUUGUCGUUAUGGCACCUUACUCUUCCGAGGAUUGCAAGGCUAUGUUGAAGGCUGCUAUUCGAGACCCCAACCCUGUUGUUUUCCUUGAAAACGAAAUCCUCUACGGCAGAGCUUUUGAAGUUUCUGAUGAAGUUAUGGAUAAGAACUAUGUUGCUGAAGUUGGAAAGGCUAAAAUCGAGAAAGAAGGAAGCGAUGUUUCGAUCAUUUCUUUCGGCUAUGGCGUCGGCAUUUCCCUUGAAGCCGCCGAAGUCCUCCAGCAGCAGCACGGAAUCAACUGCGAAGUUGUCAACCUUCGAACUCUUCGUCCUCUUGAUACCGAAGCUAUUAUCAAGUCGGUCAAGAAGACCAAUCACCUUGUCACCGUCGAGACUGGCUGGCCUCAGUGCGGUAUUGGUGCUGAGAUCAUUACUACUGUAAUGGAAUCAGAUGCUUUCGAUUAUUUGGAUGCUCCAUGCAACAGAGUCACUGGCGCCGAUUUGCCCAUGCCUUACGCUAAGAAUAUGGAGGAUGAAGCAAACAUCAAAGCUUCAGAUAUUAUCACCAGUGUGCUCAAGAUGAAGAACCUCUAA
This is a messenger RNA of Oikopleura dioica, 1056 nucleotides long. NCBI's taxonomy places the organism in Eukaryota, Metazoa, Chordata, Appendicularia, Copelata, Oikopleuridae. The record is from the annotation of a GenBank genome assembly.